UCAGUGUAUACAUAAACUUAUUAGAGCAUUUUAAGCAAAUUUAAGCAGUAAGUUGGUUUAGUACUACUUGUUCUUACUAAGUUGGUUAAAAAAGAAUUUUAUUAUGAAAUUAUUCAUUGCAAGUAUCAUAUUAUUAGUUGUUUUACAAAAAUGUGAAAAGGUAUUGACCAACUCUAAUAAUCUCGAUGACGCAACAGUAUUACCGGAUGAACCAAAAAAUUGUCUGAUAUGUCUUGAAGAAGUAAAAGUAAUUGAUUGUAAACAUCCAUGUUGUUCUGGGACAUUCCAUCAAAAAUGUUUAAAUGAUUGGUUAAGUUAUGGAGUAAUUUCAUGUCCAAAUUGCAAAGGAAAUCCACUUGAAGGUAUUCGCAUUUGCUUUAAGUGUAGACUAACUAAAAAUGAUGAUGAGUUGGUAAACAAGAAAUGUUGCGAUAAAGAUUUAUGUAAAAAUUGUUUUAAUAAAAUGAAAACUGAAUGUUUUUGCGGAAAAGACUUAAUUGAAGUUACUAUUUUCGAACCAAUCCGUUUAUGUACGAAGUGUGAAUCGCAACAAGGAAUCUACACUUAUUCAUCUCGAUGCCCUCAAAUUUUUUGUGAGAAAUGUUUUAAAGUCCUAUAUAGAGAAUCAAAGGGAUAUUGUCCUUAUUGUGGUGAAAAAAAAUUGAAGAAAUCAUUUUCAUGUUUUUCUUAAGUGUAAAUAACUGAAUAAAUACAACUAUGACUAUCUAAAUUAAAAUAUACCAGAUUGUUUCAUUAUUAUUAAAAUAUGUUAUCGUUAAAUAAGAAAAUAGCAUAACAUCAAUUACUUGAACAAGGUGUGUGAUUAUGUACAAUUAUGUCCAAAUGAUGACAUCACUAAUACUCAUGUAAAUGACACAGCUAAUUUAUUUGUUAAAUAUAUUUUUUCGUUGUCCUCUUCUA
Daktulosphaira vitifoliae (grape phylloxera) is the source of this 921-nucleotide messenger RNA. RefSeq lists its product as uncharacterized. NCBI's taxonomy places the organism in Eukaryota, Metazoa, Arthropoda, Insecta, Hemiptera, Phylloxeridae. The record is from RefSeq and is a predicted model, not a curated record. The transcript is spliced from 6 exons. Bases 104 to 691 code for a protein of 195 amino acids.